Molecule: messenger RNA, 7964 nt
Organism: Marmota monax (woodchuck)
Lineage: Eukaryota; Metazoa; Chordata; Mammalia; Rodentia; Sciuridae
Gene: Cdon
Product: cell adhesion associated, oncogene regulated
Exons: 20
Coding region: 616-4410 (1264 amino acids)
Biological process (GO): cell-cell adhesion; axon guidance; nervous system development
Cellular component (GO): plasma membrane; axon
Molecular function (GO): protein binding
Source: RefSeq, a predicted model, not a curated record
GUUUUUCCUUUUUCACCAUCAAUCCAUUAUUUUGUAGGCCACCACUUUAAAAGUGCACCCUAAUAUACAUAAUACCAAAAAAAGCUUAAAAAAAACUGUGAAUGAAACAUUUCAUUAUGUACUAACCUUUAUUUCUUGUUGUUUAACCAUUUAAAUAUGGGAGCUGGGUGAUAGGCGUGUUCCUAAUGAUGGGUGAGAUAUCUGCUGAGUCAGGUGCUUUUCGAGUUUGGCAUGCUGUAUUGCCAUGAGCUAGAAAGUAAUUCACUACUCCCACCUCUUUUUACUUUUUUCAGACUUUCUUUGAAAGUUCCAGUAUUCUGUAACAUCAUCUGACCUUCACAUGUCAUUGGAGCUCCAAAUACACAAAUGCAAAUUGGCCACUAACGUCUUGUGGUAUGCCUUUGGCUGAUCACAGUAUUCCAGAUCACAUGACCACAGUAAUUCAUCAAUAGUGCAGAAAUUUUAUACUAACAAAAAUCCACCUUCAGAUUUGAAUAGAGAAAAAGAACUAAAACCUAGUAUUGUGAAUCCUUGAGUGGCUGUGGAUUCACACUGAAUGAGCCAAGGCCUGGGUGUUCUCCACAGACUUCCUGCCUACUUCUGGAAUCAGACGCCAUGCAUCCAGAUCUUGGACCCUUAUGGACACUGCUGUAUGUUAUUCUUUUGAUUCUGUGUUCUUCUGUGAGUUCAGACUUGGCACCUUAUUUUAUUUCUGAGCCUCUCUCUGAGGUCCAGAAGUUUGGUAGACCUGUGGUACUACGUUGUUCUGCUAAACCCGUGACUGCUCACAUCUCAUGGUUGCAUAAUGGAAAACAUUUGGAUAGAAACAUGGAACAGAUUAAGAUUCACCAGGGGACAUUGACAAUCCUUUCUCUCAACCCCUCCCUUUCGGGUUACUACCAGUGCAUUGCCAACAAUAGCAUCGGUGCAGUUCUAAGUGGCCCUGCAACAAUAUCCCCUGCAGUUCUUGGUGACUUUGAUUCUUCAACAAAGCAUGUUAUUACAGCAGAAGAAAAAAGCACUGGUUUCGUUGGCUGCAGAGUACCAGAGAGUAAUCCUAAAGCUGAAGUGCGCUAUAAAAUCCGGGGGAAAUGGCUGAAACAUUCCACAGGGAAUUACAUAAUUCUUCCAUCAGGAAAUCUUCAAAUUUUGAAUGUAUCCUCAGAGGACAAGGGAUCAUACAAAUGUGCAGUUUAUAAUCCUGUCACCCAUGAAUUAAAAGUCGAACCCAUUGGCCAAAAGCUCCUUGUGAGUCGCCCUGCCUUGGAUGGGUUUCACAUUCUUCACCCUACCCUUCCACAGGCAUUGGCUGUCCUUUCUCAUAGCUCUGUAACCCUGGAGUGUGUGGUGAGUGGGGUCCCAGCCUCACAAGUGUAUUGGCUGAAGGAUGGGCAGGAUGCUGUGCCGGGAAGCAACUGGAGAAGGUUACAUUCACAUCUUGCCACUGCUAGCAUUGAUCCAGCAGACUCUGGAAACUAUUCCUGUGUGGUGGGCAACAAAUCUGGCGACGUAAAACAUGUCACUUAUGUGGUUAAUGUACUCGAACAUGCUUCAAUUUCUAAGGGACUGGAAGAUCAGAAAGUAUCUCUGGGUGCCACAGUACUUUUCACUUGUGAUGUUCGUGGGAACCCAGCACCUAACCUUACCUGGUUUCAUAAUGCACAGCCUAUUCGUCCUUCCCCACGACAUUUAACUGCAGGAAAUGGACUGAAAAUUACUGGGGUUACAAUGGAAGACUCUGGACUGUAUCAGUGUGUGGCAGAUAAUGGGAUUGGAUUUAUGCAGUCCACUGGAAGACUUCAAGUUGAAAAAGACAGUGGAUUUAAGCCAGUUAUAAUUACUGCACCAGCAAGUGCCAGAGUGGUAGAUGGAGACUUUGUGACUUUGUCCUGCAAUGCCACUGGAGUGCCAGUUCCAGUCAUUCGUUGGUAUGGCUCCCACGGAUUGAUAACCAGCCAUCCAUCUCAAGUCCUUAGGUCUAAAUCUCGAAAGUCACACUUAUUAAGACCUGGAGCCCUUGACCCAGUGCCUGUCUACUUCAUCAUGUCCCGAGCUGGCUCAAGCUCGCUCUCUAUUCAGGCUGUUAAUCAGGAGCAUGCUGGGAAAUAUAUCUGCGAAGCUACAAAUGAUCAUGGCACCACACAGUCAGAGGCAUUUCUUACAGUUGUUCCUUUUGAAACAAAUACAAAAGCAGAAACAGUCACACCUUCUGAUGCUACCCAGAAUGAUGAAAGAGACCAAAGAGAUGGUUCAGACUCUGGCUUAUUGAGCUCAAUUCCAAUGAAAAUAUAUCCCAGUGGAGUGGAAUCAUUAUCAGAGAAGAAUGCCAGUGGCACCUCCGCCCCUGAUGCCCCCAUCAUCCUGAGCCCCCCACAAACCCAUACGCCAGACACAUACAACCUGGUUUGGAGGGCAGGAAAAGAUGGCGGACUGCCCAUCAAUGCCUAUUUUGUGAAAUAUCGAAAGCUGGACGAUGGUGCUGGUAUCGUGGGAAGCUGGCACACAGUUCGAGUCCCAGGAAGUGAAAAUGAGCUGCAUUUAACUGAACUGGAGCCAUCUAGUCUUUAUGAAGUUUUGAUGGUGGCAAGAAGUGCUGCAGGUGAGGGUCAGCCAGCCAUGCUCACCUUCCGAACCAGCAAAGAAAAAACAGCAUCAUCAAAAAACUCCCAGGCCUCUUCUCCACCCGUGGGCGUCCCUAAGCAUCCUGUGGUUUCAGAGGCAGCAAACAACAAUUUUGGAGUGGUGCUUACAGAUUCCGCCAGGCAUAGUGGAGUUCCAGAGGCUCCAGAUCGGCCUACCAUCUCUACUGCAUCAGAGACCUCUGUGUAUGUCACUUGGAUUCCCCGGGCGAAUGGUGGGUCUCCAAUUACUGCCUUCAAGGUGGAAUAUAAGAGGAUGAGGACUAGCGAUUGGCUGGUGGCAGCUGAAGAUAUCCCUCCCUCCAAACUUUCUGUGGAAGUUCGUAGUUUAGAACCAGGUUCAACGUACAAAUUUAGGGUCAUUGCCAUCAACCAUUAUGGUGAGAGUUUUCGAAGUUCGGCUUCUCGUCCCUAUCAGGUGGCUGGAUUCCCCAAACGUUUUUCCAAUCGACCGAUAACUGGACCUCAUAUCGCCUACACAGAGGCUGUUAGUGACACACAGAUCAUGCUAAAGUGGACGUACAUUCCAUCAAGUAACAAUAACACUCCCAUUCAAGGAUUUUAUAUCUAUUACCGACCAACAGAUAGUGACAAUGACAGUGACUAUAAGAGGGACGUUGUAGAAGGUUCAAAGCAGUGGCACAUGAUUGGUCACCUCCAGCCAGAAACCUCCUAUGAUAUUAAAAUGCAAUGCUUUAAUGAAGGAGGAGAGAGUGAGUUUAGCAAUGUGAUGAUCUGUGAGACUAAAGUGAGACGUGUCCCUGGAGCUUCUGAGUAUCCUGUCAAAGACCUGAGUACUCCUCCAAAUUCUUCAGGAAGUGGAGGAAAUGCUGGGCCUGCAACCAGCCCUGCCAGAAGCAGUGAUAUGUUAUACCUCAUUGUUGGCUGUGUGCUUGGUGUCAUGGUCCUCAUUCUUAUGGUUUUCAUUGCAAUGUGCCUAUGGAAGAGUCGCCAACAGAAUGCCAUACAGAAAUACGACCCACCAGGAUAUCUCUACCAAGGGUCAGAUAUUAAUGGGCAGAUGGUGGAAUUUACCACUGUCUCUGGAGCAAACCGAAUAAAUGGAAAUGUCCAUGGUGGCUUCCUGAGCAAUGGCAGCCUCAGCAAUGGCUGCUCUCACCUCCACCAUAAGGUUCCUAACGGAGUCAAUGGAAUUGUGAAUGGGAGCCUAAAUGGGGGAAUUUACUCUGGGCACACAAACUCUCUAACCAGGACACGGGUGGAGUUUGAACAUCCUCGUCAUCUACUGAAUGGUGGUGGAAUGUACACAGCAGUCCCCCAGGUUGACCCUCUGGAGUGCAUUAACUGUCGGAAUUGUCGAAACAACAAUAGGUGUUUCACCAAAACCAACAGCACUUUUAGCAGCAGCACCCUUCCCUUGGUCCCAGUGAUAGCACCUUAUCCUCAGGAUGGCUUGGAAAUGAAGCCCCUCAAUGCCAUGAAGAUGCCUGUGUGCCUGGCUUCCACAGUCCCUGACUGUGGCCAGUUACCUGAGGAGAGCAUCAAGGACAGGCUGGCACCCCUACCUACCCAGCAUAUCUGCUGUCAGGACAAUAUAAAUGGCAUCAAUUCUGAAUCUACAGAAGACACAACAGAGUUUAACAGAGGAGAGAGCUGUGGCCAUUCAGAAACAGAAAACAAAAUUUUAAGUUGGAAACCUCUGAUUUUGCCACCUGUUUCAGAGGACUGUACUGAGAAGACUACGUGGUCUCCCCCUGGCAUUCCAUCAGAGAGCUCAUCAGGGGUCCUUCAGCAACCCCAGGAAACCUGAGGAUGUGCAAAUACAUAGCCAGGUUCCCACCUCAAGCCAGUAACUGCACAGAACAGGCCUGGGAAUGACCUGUGUGAAGGACAUUAAUUCAAAUCACAGAAAAUCAUUAUUUAUUUUUUUGUAGUAAUGUCAUAUGAAUGUAUCUUAAAAUGUGUGUCCUUUUAUAUUAUUUAUGCCUGAAAAAUGCCUUUCCCUAUUCCUUCCUUCCCCCUCAGUAGGAAAUGGCCUUUUACAUAGUUUUCAAUCAUCUGGAGAGUAGAGGGAUCACUGUGUGUUUUCUAAAACCCUCAGUGACACUAAGAACUCCUUAAGCUGUGGGUACAGUCUGUUGGCUUUCAGCUAGGAGGGAGUUGCACAGGCCAUUUGAAGUUGGCCCCCUUCACAUUUUCAGAUGGAAAACUGUCAUUCAAUAUUAUGUUAACAGACCUGAGAACAUUUUGAAAUCAACCACAUUUGCAACCUAAUGUUUAUAAUAGCAGAUCUGGCUGAUAAAGUUUUACAAGAGUGCCUUCCAUAAACUACUUAUUUACCUUCUGUCUGCCCGUGGGCAUCAAACAAUGUUCAGUCUUCUAAGCACCAACCAUAGCCAGUGUUAUGGACAAGGGAGAGUGUGAGGUCUAAUUGUAUUAUGCAGGAUGUAGGAGGACAAGUAUGGCUGGAGAGAAAUUAAUGCCUUAAUAUCCCACUGCUUUAAAAUUACAUUACUUUAUAAAAUGAUUGUCACAUGGCUCUUUUUCAACUAUUUCUAAGAGUAGGAACAACAACAACAAAAAAGACAACUGUAAAGCAGUGGCUUGAAGAGAAAGAUACACAUUUUAAAAAGAAGGAAAAGGGAGGGCUACAGUGACUUCUCUUGGCAGAAGCUUUUCAUCCUGUUUCAUAGGUAUAUGCUCAUGGUGCCAUACUGCUUGACAGUAGUCAUUUUCUCACUUCCUAUAUGGAUAGCAGUUGGAACACAUGAGUGCAUGUGUGUAAGUCGGUUUUUCAUCACUGUAACAAAAUACCUGAGGUAAUUUAUGUGUAAAGAAAAAAGAUUUAUUUUGGUUUCUAGUUUUAGAGGCUCCAAUCCAUGAUUGAAUAGCCCUAUUGGUUUAUGCCUGUACCAAGACAGCACAUCAUGGAGGGAAUGUGUGGUGGAGCAAAAACCACUUCCAUCACAAACCAGGGAGCAAUGGGAGAAAGAGGAAAGGGCUGGGAUCUCACAGUUCUAUUUAAGGGCACACCCCAGUGACCUAAAGACCUCACCCCACCUAUUAAAGGUUCCAAACCUCCCUAUGGUGCUACCCUGGGGACCAAGCUUUUAACACUUGGACUCCUGGGGCACACUCAAGAUCCAAACUGUAGCAGAGUGUCAGAAAAGACUUAAUUUUGAGGAAAAAAGUUUGUUUGUUUUAGUUUCCUGAUUUUUUUUUUCCAGAAUGCAUUGUAAACAGGCAUCUAAAGCUUUGAUAAACAGAGCUUAUGCAUCACAAGUUGCUGCUGCAGCCUCCGAGUGACAAGGACAUUACAACUGCCUUUUGGAAGUCUUCUUUCUCAAUGUUAGGAAAAGAAAAAAAAAUCAAACAUUAUAAAUGUAUUUCAUGUCUUAAGUCAGGUUUUCAUGAAGUCACUGCUCUUUUUUGGAUUGUGCAUCCCUUUGGGGGAAGAAACAAAAAAAAUCAUUCUUCUUACAUAAGAUCGAGCAGUUAUAGCAUAAGUUUUUUUUUUUUUUUUUUUUUUAAAAAAACUAGUUUCUCAGAAAUUGCAGUGGAAUAGAAUAAUAGAAUACUAUGUUAAUCAACUGUAUGUAAAUGCAUCAGUUUUUCCUUACAUGUGUUUAUAUAUUUUAUAAAUAGAACUGUUAGUGAAAAUGUUCUGUUUCAGCUGGGUCACUAAGCUAGAGUUACUUCCAGUAGAUUAUAGGAAAUAUAGUGCCAUAGCUGGAUAUUAGAACUAUAAGAAAAGCAAGUUCUACAUUCCAAUGUUCAUGCCUGUAGUGUACCAGAUUAAUUCUUUGUGUUGUUUAGAUGCAAUUAGCUUUGGAGGGGGAUAGCUGCAGCCCUUACUUCUCUGACUAGCAAAGGACAAAGUCCUAGUACAUAGAACAUAAAGAAUACCCAGUGUGAAUCAACUAAAAUACACAGAAGAAGUUUAAGGAAACUAGGGAGUAGGUGUCCCUGGCAGUCAUUUUGAUUCCUGAAACAGGUGUAUUAGCAUAAGCUUUAGGUCAGAAACUGCUUCUAAAGAUUGAGUUUGAAUAUGGGACUUGUCCACGAGGAAAAGAAAAUAACUUUACCUUUCUGGCAAUCUCAUUCUGGACUGCUUUAUUUAUAUGAUUAGUAACACUGUUUUAAGUGUUAUUCAUUUUAUUGUAUUUUAUUUAUAAAAAUGCCUUUAUAUAUUGAGAUAUAUAAAUAUGAAUAUAAAUAUAUAGAUAUAUAUAGAUAUAUAUAAUUGCCUUUAUGUUUAGGAAUUAUGAGUUCUCCCUAAACGUGAGUUGCUCUGAACUUUCAUGCCCUGCAGGGUCACCAGAAACAAUCCUAAUUAAUGGUACUUCCCCAGGAAAUAAAAGGACAUAGGACAUUGUGGGGGACAAUACUCACAUUUGUUAAGGAACUCCUGUGUCCCAAGUUCUGAGCUUAGUGCUAGUUACUAUUAUCUCACUCUACCCUCACAACAAAUCUACCAAGUUGGUAUGAAAAUUCCCAGGUCACAUAAUGAGCUGAAUUGGAACCCAGUGUAUCUGUGGUCAUCGUGUACGCUUCUGUUUUUUCCAUACUGCUUUCCAGAAGCACUAGGGUUCACUCCUAUAGAACUUGCCCAGUAACUUGUGCUGUCGUCUGCCCCUGCUGUGUAAUUCCUCAGAGGCUCUGUCUCUGCAGCUGCAGAAGAUCCCCACCCCUGCUCCCCGCCCCCUCCCCACCCCCACCCCCACCGGCCUUGGCAGAGCUCUGUGCUUGUUACUGUCUCUAGCAGGCCACAGUCCUCCCCUGGAUGCCCUUCAUUCCCAACCCCUGUCCAAGACCUUGAUCUUCACUCUGCUCAGUGAUCAUGAAAUUGAUGAGGCCUCUUCAGGUUCCUCCUAGUCCUAGUCCUCGAACUCUGAUUCUUUGUUCCCCUGUUCCUGUUACGCCAUUCCACCAUCUCCCUUUGAUUUUCUUCUUUCAGUUAUGCACUGAUGGUCUGAUGGCACCUGCCAUACAGGAUGCAAGUUAAAUUGCAAUGUUCAAAACCUUUUGAAGCUGUCUUUUCAGAAAGUAUUUCUUGCUGGGUUUUGCUUUUAUAAAAUAGGUCUCUAAAGACCAAAGCAUCCAUACUGGGUUGACCAUGUCACAUCAUUCCAGCUGUAAUACUGCCAAGAAAUUAAUGUUUAUAAUUGAACUUCACCUGUGUUGCUCUAUUUUUUUAAAACAAUGACUCUGAGAUGCAUGUUUUGUAUCAUAUUGAAAAGUAUGUUUUUAUUUUUCCCUAAAGUUGUAAUAUUGUUUGAAAUUGUACAUAUUUUAAAUGAUGUAGCUUUGACAGGUUUUAUCUGUUUGAUGUGGUUUUAUAUUAAAAAGAGAAUGCUGCUUUCA